AAAAUACUUUACGCUUCUGCUUGGUCGCAGACGUUCAGCGAUUCCGGAUAAGUGAAGUUUCGAUGAAACCUUGAUUCUGAGUGGAAGAUAUCGGAUAUAUAUAUACGUGCGCAUUGGCCUUUCUGGUAAGUUUCCGCGUGCGACACGCUAUGUACUAUCGGCACAACGAGAGCGAUGUCCGAAGUGGAGAGAUUAGAUCCCACGGCCGGCGGAGAUGCGCCCGUUGUUGAAACGCCAAAAACCGGCGACGUGGGCGACGCGAUUUUACAAUCGACCGAAUGUGCACCUGAAUCUAUCAAUGUAACGUCGGGAAAUGUCACUGCACCCGUAGAAAAGGCCGGAGCACCAACGGAAAUCAAACAUUUAAUAGAAACAAACAGCGGGAAUAUGCUUGAGGAAGUCGCUAAUCCGAACAUGGGCGUCGCGCAAUCGAAGGAUGCCGACGCAACCGACGCAGAAAUCGCGAAUCUCGUCGCGGAGGAUACGUCUGCAGUAGGAGUCAACGCGCAAAUGCCCGCUGCGGAAGUCGACAGUUCAAUUGCAAUCACGCUGCAAGACGAAGAAGCGUCAGAAAAAUCUGUCGAUGAAGAGAAGGCCGACGAGUCAACGCAAAAUACGAAAAGCAACAGCGCGACAUGCGUGUCCAGAUUGGAGGCAGAACUGCGGAAAAGGACAAAGGAGCGCGACGAUUAUCGAAAGAAGCUGGGAGACAUGGAGACCAAGUUAGCUGCCUUACAAGCGUCUUAUGACACGAUUACGAACCAUGGCAGCGACGAAAACACUUUACAACAAUCAGUCGAACAGUUGCACGGCCAACUGGCACAGACCGCGAUGAUGUACGAAGAGAGGAAUCGCGUGAUCACAAAUCAGGAGAACCAGAUCAAUGCCCUGAACAAUCAGGUGGCCUCACUGAAAGAGGUAGUGUCGAUCACGCGAGAUCUGCUGCAGAUUCGUAACAUGGAAGUGAAACAGCUGCAAGCCGAAGUCGACAAUAUGGAGAAGAAGAUCUCUGAGGAGCGUGAUCGACAUAACGCUAUGCUAAAUAAAAUGGACACGGCGAUGCGACUCAACGCUGAUCUCAAAAAGGAAUACGAGACUCAGUUGUCGCUGUUUCAGAGUCUUCGCGAGAAGUAUGGCGAGAAGAUCACUCUGCUGACUGGAGGGAAGGAAGCUCUUGACACGGAAGCUGCUUCUACGUCCGAAUGAACACUUUCUUCGUACGCGCAUUAUUCGUGCGUCGUUGAUGUAUUUGGCAUAUAGAUCUUUUUGUAUCGCUCGAUAUCUAGUACCUCUGUUAUCUCUCUAACGGAUAUUAAUAAAAUCGAUGUUUUCAUCGCUACGCGAUUUCCUGGUAGCAUGAUCAUAAUUUUUUAAGAAGCACUAAACUUGCGUUUCAUCAGCUUGUUGCACAAAUAACAUUUCCAAUAUAUCAGGCACAUUUAUUAGAUCAGUGCAUAAGUUCUCUUGCCGGCUUUGCAAUUUUUCUUUAUUGAAAUGAAACAAUCACUACGACUUAAAUCAAAGUAUUUUCUAUGACUUUUUCUCAUUUUGUCAGCAACAUGCGAGUACCACGAAAGAAGGAGUCAUCUUUUGAGGCGAUCCAUUCAUCGACCUAUUGGCAAAAACUUAUUUAUGCAUCGAUCUGAUAAAUGCCUGGUAUUGGAAAUGUUACAUCAUACGUCAGGAAAUACCAGGCUGAUAAGUCAUUCACUAUUUUUCAUUAUUUUUCCUAAUGACAGAUUAAUGACGAAUUGAAGCAAAAGUUAUUAAAUGAAGAAGAGUCACACAAGCCACUUGCUUUUCUUAUUUUGUAUAUUAUACUUUCCCAAGUAUUAACAUAAUCAUAAUUUAAUUUUUAAAAAAUGCUAACUUGCAUUUCGUCAGUUUAUUGCACAAAUGCGCAGUAUAUAAAUGUCUGAUGUUAGGAAUGUUACAUCAUACGCACGUCAGGAAAUACCAAACUGAUAAAUCAUUCACGGGGUGUUCAUCAGUUUUCCUAAUGCGAUAGAUUACUUGACGACUUAAUUGAUUGAAGCAAAACUUGUUAUUAAAUAAAAAAGUUACAUAA
Messenger RNA from Ooceraea biroi (clonal raider ant), 2068 nucleotides. RefSeq names its product tropomyosin. The record is from RefSeq and is a predicted model, not a curated record. Lineage: Eukaryota; Metazoa; Arthropoda; Insecta; Hymenoptera; Formicidae.